Molecule: messenger RNA, 2076 nt
Organism: Maylandia zebra (zebra mbuna)
Lineage: Eukaryota; Metazoa; Chordata; Actinopteri; Cichliformes; Cichlidae
Source: RefSeq, a predicted model, not a curated record
AUGGCUACAGCUACCGUCAGCAUGCUUGCUAGCUUGAAAAUGAGUGAUUUAGAGGAUCCCGAGCUGGAGGAAGAGCUUCAGGCUGCUGACGAACUCCUUCAAGAUAUGCAGAAUGAUGCACAGAGUGAACCUCAGCCAAGACCAGUGCACUGGAAAAAACGUGACAGACAGGGAGCUUUUAUUCCUCAAAGACCAUCAACCAGUCGAAGUACUAGUUGCAUGCCACGUGUGUCCAGAGAGCAGCAUCAAUGUCCACGUGAAGAACCUAGUUAUGUUGCCAGUGUCAACCCAACAAAAGUGUAUGGAACUGAGGUGCUUCGUCAGGAGCUCCUUCAGUUGUUGGAGGAUGGAGAAGAGGACGCAGCCAUGACUUGUGAGACGUCGUGUGAGUCAGCUGCUACUCACUGGGCGAUCAGAAAUAUGGUGUCCUCGCAAAAGUGGAAAGAGGCCAGGCCUUGUCUUAUAGACAAUAUGUUAGCUACUCUGGAUCCACAGUCACACCGUGUGUGUCAGUGUGGCAAACAAGUAGUUGUGAGGUGUCUGGACUGCCUGCCUCUUCCAUUCCUUUGUGCUGACUGUGAUAUUGCAGUUCACACACGCUUUGUCCUGCACAACAGAGAGGCAGUAACAGGAGGGUUUUUGCAGCCUUCAUCAGAGUUUCACAAGCCAAUAGUUCGGCUGUUGCCUGUGCAAAGGCCAGACCAUGUGUGUGACUGCCCAGCAGGUAACGUUGAGGUUUCACCCGGCGCAAUUGUGGCUCUUGUAACCAUAAAUGGCCGUUAUAACCUUGCACUGCCAGUGGUGAGCUGCACCAGCUGUGGCCUAAUGUGGUCCCCCUCAGUUAAGGACAUCCUGGGUAGUGGAUAUUGGCCUGGCACCUUAAAUUUCUGCACCCUGUUUUCAAUGGAUGUCUUUCAGUCUUUCUAUGACAUUAAGAAGGCUGCACCAGGGAUGUCACUUAAGGCAUUUGUCAAAAUGCUGGAUGAACGAACAGCCCAUUUUGGAAGGAAUGGCCGAAUAUCAGCUGAUGCCUUCAGUAAAAGUUUCUUGGAGUGGAGUGCUGUAAAGUUUGAGGUGGACAGGAUGUGCAAGGAGCCAUGCUUUAGCUGCCCUGCCUGCACUCCAGACAUGCUUGCCGUCUCAGUUGAUGGAAACCGCAAGCUUUAUCGCUUUCAGUCUAAUGCAAGCACUUCAGAGCAGGGGAACUUUGAAGGUGUCUUCAUUGAAAAAGAUGAGAAAGUUGCUGAGUUUGUGAAAUACAUCCAGAGACACACAAAUCAUGUCCCGGGGAAAGGGUUGUGCGGAUCUUCAUCUUGGACUGCAGCAAAGGAGUCGUCCAAAAAGUCCACUGGGAAGUUGGAUGAGGAGGGCAUGGAAAUAGCUGUUUGUCGCCACGGAGUCCUCUUAGCUGCAUUGAACAUGUUUCGAGGGGAGAUCUUUGCUUACCCCCUUUUUCUCCAGAGGAAGUUGGCAGCUAGCAUCCCAGGACAUAUUACGUUCCUUUGCUCCGAUGUGGCCUGUAAAUAUUUCCCCUAUUUAACCAAGGUGGCUCAGCAGUGCCCUGAGCUGAGGAACCUCUUGUCAAUGCGUCCUUUUCUCUCCGUCAUGCAUGCAAAGGCUCACACUUGGAAAUGCGAGAUCAAAUGGGGAGGUGCGUUUCAGGAUGGGGCCGGUUCAACAGUUGGAGAAGAGGUGGAACAAGUAAACAGUUUCCUGUCUAGGGCGGCCAUCACAACGAAGUACAUGUCUAAAGCAGGGCGAACAGACAUGCUGACCCUCCUGGCUUUGGGGUGGAACAAAAGGAAAGUGGAACAACUGGGCCGCACUUUGAGCCAGCGAUAUCUAAAGAUCAUAAGGAUCCUUAGAGAACAAGUGGAGAGCCUGAAUGCGACCAGAAAUGAGCUGGGUGUGGAUGACGACACACUGCAGCAAUGGGCUGAAGAUAGCAACAAGAGGCGACACAGAAUUCGCAAGGUCAUCUUAGUUGAGAAGAAACGCUUGGCGGCUGCUGUUGACGACUACAACAAGCUCGCUGAACCAACAAAGCAAAUCAUAUCCAGUGAUGCCCUCAUGUAG